ACCUGCAGCUGCUGCUGGCUUUCUGUGGUUUGUAGUGUUUUAAAAGCAUUGAUAAGAAACGACCUGAAGAAAAGACCAACUCCCGUCAUCCAGAUCAAAUUUGUUUUCUGACAGCUGUGUGUCCAUCCUACAGUCAUGAUGAAGGAGGUAACAACAGAUAAUAUCUAUGCAUACGCUCUGUCCAAGACGCUAACGAAGGUUUCAUCACCGGCAACAGUGGGACUCUACUCUUCUUGCCAGGACCGACUGUAUGUGAUUCUCGAUCAAAUGGGAGUGUACACAAAUCGGGAUUUGAGGAUUGAGCAGAAAUCUGACAAAGGACAAAAGCCCCUUGCAGUCAAACUUUCUGUCAAAGACUUGUUGCUUCUCAUUGUGAGGCUGCUCUUCUACACACCAGUCUGGACUACAGAGAACCAGAAUCGCCAUAAUGUCAGGUUCCUUUAUGUGAAUUUCAGUGCCUGGCAUUUUGCUGGCAGUGACAUGCUAUGGGCUGGGAUAGCCAUACGAUUGUUUCAUGCUAUGCAGAUGAAUUUUGGGAAACUGCAACUCGCACUCUAUCGUGUUACUCAAUAUGAUGAAGAAGAUGAAGUAAAGGCAAAGGAGGUGAAGGACAUCCCUAACAACUGGAUAUCCAAGAAGGUUUGCUGCUGCCCCGUGUGGUUUUUCCUACUGUUAAUCAUUGUUGUCCCAGUAGUUCUCCUCGUUGUCUUUUUUGUUUGGGUUCUUCCUAAUGCUGAGAUAAAACCAGAGGAGCAGGGGACUGAAGCAAGUAGUGAGAUGAAUCUACUGGAGGGCUUUGCUAUAGCAUCCUUAGGAGUCCCAGCAGUGACAGGACUCAGGUUUGCCUUUCAGAUGGUCAAGAACCUCAUUUUCAGUCAAGAACAGAACAUCAAGAGACGAAUGGACAAUGAACGGAUCAGCAACCAAUUAGGAUUCAUGAAUGAAGUCAGGAAAGAGAUGUGGUUUCUGACUCAAUUCAUCAAGUUCAUGGAGGUGUUUGAAAGGAGGAGGAUUCGUAUUGUGUUGAAAAUCACUCAUCUGGACCGUUGCUCCCCCAAGAAAAUUGUUGGAGUCCUGGAGGCCAUCAAUAUUUUACUCUCAGAUGAGGAAAGCCCAGUGCUUUCCAUUCUGGCUGCAGAUCCAAAUGUUUUAUUAGAAAAGGUGAAAUUUGCAGAAAGCUGCUUCUGCAAAGAGGACAGAGCUCACGCACUGCUGAAGCGCAUAGUCACAUUGGCCUUCACAGUCCCACCAAUGUGUGAAAAUUCAAAGCGCAGCUUAUUUAAUAGUCUUAACAACACUCCAGGCAUCUCUGAAGAUUCCUUUUCCAGAUGGAACAGACACAGGAGAAAGACAUCUUCAAUAGAUCUGUCUGUGGUGGCAAUUGGGGAAUCAAAGGAGUUAUAUCCUCUGACCAACACAAAUAGAGAUAGUUUAGAUGUGAAGGAGGAUGAAUUGGAGAAAAUGGUUCAGACAAUACUUUGCAAUGCUGAAAAAAAGCUGAACAAGUACAUGCUAGAUGAUGCCAUCUCAAUGAAGAGGACGAUCAGCUCUGUCUGGGUAACGGUCAUAAUACUGAAGUUACUGAAGAAAGAGUUUCCUGACCCAGAGCACACUGCAGCAUGGGUGGUUCUAGCCAACCAGUGGCCCUGUCGAUUCAGCUGGAUCCUCCAGUGUGUGGAGGAUGAAAAGCAGAGAGCAGCGAUUGAUCAACCGAACAUGACCUUUGAUGAUUCAAAGACCCUUUGGGAGGUCUUCAGGGAGUUCAGGGAGGAGCUAUACGUGAUGCGGACACACAUCGAGGACCUCCUCGAGCAGGACGGAGAUCCUGAAGUGUUUGAAGCGUUACUCAAGGAUGAUGAGUUUGAGUUCACCUUGAAGAACCUGGAGAUCUUUCAGGUAGGGAUGGUGAAUCUGGAUCAGUCAAUCAAGAGGGAACUGGCUCUUAUCAGAGGGACUUGCAGGCUGGAAGAUUCUGGUUGGAUGAAGAACAUAGCUCCUCUUCCAGUCACAAGUCUUAUCAAAAUGACCACAGACGACAUAUGUGAAGAGAUGGAGAGGAUGAAAUUGGACAGUACGUACAGGGAAACAGUGAAAAAACAUAAACUCAAUGGCUCUGCUCUGGUCUUUGGUGACAAAGAAGACCUGAAAGCCCUCCUGGGUAUGACAUUUGGUGAAUGGGCAACUUUCAAACAGCACUUCUUGAGUUUUGGCUCACCCAUCCAGCCACAGCACGAGAACAUGCUGCCAUUACCUGCCAAAAACCACCUGUCCAAGUUGCUCCAGUAUGCAGUGAAGAGAUAAUUACUCAUCUACCACCAGCCUGUGUUAACAGUUGCCUUUUGUAACAUAAUUAAAUACAUUGAGAGUGCUGAGGUACACUGAGUGCUACAAAUCUUUUUUUUUUUUGUAACCCUUUUCCAUGUUUGUAUGGCUUUGAUGAGCAGAUGUGUUGAUCAAGUGUUGAAAUAUGUUUUCAUUACACCUCAGCUGUUGCUUCUGGCUUCCAGGAUAUGGACUCAAGUCCCAAAGUGCAACAUUUUUCACCCACUGUAUAAAUAUAUUAAUUCACAGCUGAACUACAACUCAAGUGUGUUAGUGAGUCAUUUGACUUCUACUGGAAGUGUUUAGCAUGUGCAUGCUUCUUUUAAUGUACUUGUAGUUCAAAACCAUUUAACAAAUAAAACACAAAAAUUCAGUUUGAGUUUGCAAUGAUGGAAACUUGAUUAUCUACUAAACAUUACCAGGUCAAAAAAGAGUUUCCGGUAUUUACCACACAAGAGAUUUAUAGCUCAAAAUUUUUAAACAUUAAUGAAUAAGAGUUCAGUCGUAAGUAAAACAGUCCCAUUAUGACCUCUAAGAAACUUAACACCACAGAGCACUGAAGUUAUGUUGUGGGGAAAAAAGAUUGAUCAUAAGCUCAUAAUUAUUAAUUCCUGUAAACUUAAGAUACUGAUCUUUAAUGAAGCAGCUCAACACUGUCCAUAAGAUGUAGUUCACUCCAUCCUAAUUAAAUGCCAAGUCAAAUGAAAUGUAAAUAAGGUGUUCCAAUAGUAA
This is a messenger RNA of Poeciliopsis prolifica (blackstripe livebearer), 3054 nucleotides long. RefSeq names its product NTPase KAP family P-loop domain-containing protein 1-like. The record is from RefSeq and is a predicted model, not a curated record. Lineage: Eukaryota; Metazoa; Chordata; Actinopteri; Cyprinodontiformes; Poeciliidae.